CGAUAACUGAUACGACGAUUCAGAUAAUUUGAAUUUUUGUUAUUUUAAAUUUUGUAAAUGAAAUUGUAGUUUUUAUAAUUUUUUGGAUUUUUACCGACUGAUUUUUUCAUCGUUCAGAGGUUAAAAUUUUCAAAUAACGAGAACUGGCCUAUAUGUAUAUGUAACACUGACAUGGCUGACAUCCAAUGGCCAUGGCAAUACAGUUUCCCACCGUUCUUCACGAUCCAGCCAAAUGUGGAGACGAGACGGAAGCAGUUAGACGCUUGGAGGACAUUGGUGUUGGAUUACUGUCGCACGCAGAAAGUGUCCGUUAUCGAUGUGCGUGAAGGAGACCUAUUGCCGGUCUUCAACAAUACUGCUAUAUCCAGAAAACUGUCACCCGAAGCGAUAAUGACGGUUUUAGGAGUUUUACAGAAGACGGGAAAUGCCGAACCGCUUGACAAGACUAGAACAAGGUGGAACAUUUAUUGGCACACAUUAGACGAAUGGGCGUCAAUAGUGUACAAAUGGGCUCAGGACAACGCUAUGCUCAACACGGUGUGUACGUUCUACGAGAUAGCCAGCGACAGUGGCGAUUUGAAUGGUAUUGACGAUGCCGUACUGACCAAAGCGUUGAAGGUGUUGGAGCGACGUCAACAAGCCGAAAUACUUACGCUGGAAGGAGGAUCGGGUGUGAAAUUUUUCUCGUAGACGCGGAACUCCUGUACCAGCUACGAGGAGCUACUAUGAAGCUCGUAUAUACCUAAAAAAUAUGACCUGUGCAAGGGUAUUAUAUGCAUAACGUAUGAGGUGAAACAUAUUUGUGCUAUAUAGAAAUACUAUUAAAAUAUGUAUGAUAUUAAUAAGAUAAAAGACUAUAGCGUAUAA
Molecule: messenger RNA, 867 nt
Organism: Aphis gossypii (cotton aphid)
Lineage: Eukaryota; Metazoa; Arthropoda; Insecta; Hemiptera; Aphididae
Gene: Vps25
Product: vacuolar protein-sorting-associated protein 25
Exons: 5
Coding region: 172-690 (172 amino acids)
Biological process (GO): protein transport to vacuole involved in ubiquitin-dependent protein catabolic process via the multivesicular body sorting pathway
Cellular component (GO): ESCRT II complex
Molecular function (GO): protein homodimerization activity; structural molecule activity
Source: RefSeq, a predicted model, not a curated record